Molecule: messenger RNA, 2517 nt
Organism: Panicum virgatum (switchgrass)
Lineage: Eukaryota; Viridiplantae; Streptophyta; Magnoliopsida; Poales; Poaceae
Product: 3-ketoacyl-CoA synthase 12-like
Exons: 1
Coding region: 813-2213 (466 amino acids)
Biological process (GO): fatty acid biosynthetic process
Cellular component (GO): membrane
Molecular function (GO): acyltransferase activity, transferring groups other than amino-acyl groups
Source: RefSeq, a predicted model, not a curated record
CAGGGACUCCCUCUAUAAGAUACACAACCCUCAGACAAUACAAACCACCUAACAGGACGUAUGGUAUUACGCUAUUCGCGGCCCGAACCUGUCUAAACCUUGUGUUGCUUACACCAUCGUCUUCCUAAUCUCGGCUUUGUGCCUACAAUCUACCACCUUAGGGUAUACCUAGGUGGGAUUGCCGGUAAAACACCGACAGAUUACUUAAAUGAUAGGUAGAGGAAGAAAUUCUUCUAUAUUUGAGUAAGAGAGAGGUGUGUUUUCGUAAUCACCAAAAAUAUUUUGGUAUUGGAGAUGAAAUUAGUAAUCUACAGAAGCACCUUCCAUUAUUAAAAUGAUAGUUUUUUGGUAUUAAGGAGAGAGAUGGGUAAUAAUCUGCCAGAGAUACUCUCAAGUUUGGUUAAUUAGCAUACCGAAAGAUAGGCACACAAUAAAUGGGGGCAGCUUUCUGACCAGUAAGCCGGUGGCAGGUCAGUGUUAGCUCCUACUACUAUUUCCUAGUACCAAAGUGAUGAUCCAUCAAAAGAAAGGUACCCAAAAACUAGUCUGGCCCAUACAGGUCCAGCGGCUUCAAUUCCUCAUGGCCCAGCUCCUCUGGCGCAGCCUGGCCGUCCUGGCCCGACACACGUUGCGCGGCGCCUAUAUAUACGCACAGCCGGCCGGCAUAAGCAUGCAAGCCAAGGAACCACACUCACUCCAAGUCACAAGUUCUAACAACCACUGCUGGCUGAGGCAGGCCAACGUGCUUAGCAAGUAGCUUAGCUAUCCAGCAUCGAGAGAUCGAUCGAGAAAGAAGAGACGAUCCGGCGGCGAUGGAGCUGCUCCCCCUGCUCACGGCGCUGCUCCUGGCGCACGCCCUGGCCUACCUGGCCUGGACGGCCGCCGCGCGCCGCCGGCAGUCGCGGUGCUACCUCCUGGACUACGUCUGCCACAAGCCCCGCGACGGCCGCAAGAUCUCCACGGAUACGGCCGGCGAGGUGAUGAUGCGCAACAAGCGCCUGGGCCUCCCCGACUUCCGCUUCCUCCUCCGCGUCAUCGUCGGCUCGGGCAUCAGCGAGGAGACCUACGCGCCGCGGAGCAUCCUCGAGGGCCGCGAGGACGUGCCCGCGCUCCGGGACGCGCUCGACGAGAUGGACGCCUUCAUCGACGAGGCCGUCGCGGAGCUCUUCGCCCGGACGGGCGUCGCGCCCCGCGACGUCGACCUGCUCGUUUUCAACGUCUCCAUGCUCUCCCCUGCGCCGUCGCUGGCGUCGCGGGUCGUGCGCCGCUACGGCCUGCGCGAGGACGUGGCCGCGUACAACCUCACCGGCAUGGGCUGCAGCGCCGGGCUGGUGGCGCUGGACCUCGCCCGGAACGCGCUGCGGACGAGGCGGCGCGCGCUGGCGCUCGUGGUCUCGUCGGAGUCCAUCGCGCCCAACUGGUACUCGGGCACCGACAGGUCCAUGAUGCUCGCCAACUGCCUGUUCCGCAGCGGCGGCGCCGCGGCGCUGCUCACCAACGACCCGGCGCACCGCGGGCGCGCCAAGAUGGAGCUGCGCUGCCUCGUGCGCGCCCACAUCGGCGCCAACGACGAGGCGCACGCGUGCGCGCUGCAGCGCGAGGACGCCGAGGGCCGCGUCGGGAUGAGCCUCAGCAAGGCGCUCCCCAAGGCUGCCGUGCGGGCGUUCGCCGUCAAUCUGCGCCGCCUCGCGCCGCGCGUUCUCCCCGUCGCCGAGCUCGCGCGGUUCGCCGCGAGCCUCCUCUCCCGGCGGCUCCUCGCGCACCUGCGCUCUUCCGGCAAGAAGCAGGCCGGCGGCGGCGGCGACGCCCCCAGGAUCGACUUCAAGACCGGCGUGGACCACUUCUGCCUCCACCCCGGCGGCACGGCGGUGAUCGAGGCGGUGAAGCAGAGCCUGGGCCUGGACGAAGGCGACGUGGAGCCGUCGCGGAUGACGCUGCACCGGUGGGGGAACACGUCGGCGAGCAGCCUGUGGUACGUGCUGUCGUACAUGGAGGCCAAGGGGCGGCUCAAGGUCGGGGACAGGGUGCUCAUGGUGACGUUCGGGUCGGGGUUCAAGUGCAACAGCUGCGUGUGGGAGGUGACCGGCGACAUGGCCGACAAGGGGGCGUGGGCGGACUGCAUCAAGAGCUACCCGCCGGAGAGCCUCGACAACCCAUACAUGGUCAAGUAUGGCUGGAUCAACGACGUCGAAGGCGACGCAUUGAUGCUCUAAUUGGGGGCGCACACUACUUGGUACAGUACAGCUGAUGAUAACAACGGAAUCACUGAAAAGCAUGCACACGUCGUUCAGUUUCAAACAGCCUUUUGGGAACAGAUCAAAUGUGUAGCCUCGAGUCAGUAGCAGGGCUAGCAGCAUAUAAAAUCUGAAAAUAUAUGUAUACUGUUAAGUACAGAGUAGCACGUACCAUGUAUAUCUUGUCUGCUUGUUUUUUUCUUUUGGAAAAAGUUAUUGGAUGGUCGUUAAAUGAUGCUGUCCCUGUCCAUACAGAAACGUUUGCAAAAAUUCAAGUGUAAUA